Peronospora farinosa is the source of this 846-nucleotide messenger RNA. NCBI's taxonomy places the organism in Eukaryota, Oomycota, Peronosporomycetes, Peronosporales, Peronosporaceae. The record is from the annotation of a GenBank genome assembly.
AUGGAAGCAGAAAUACCGAACGCAGAGCUAGCAACCCGCGACUUUCGAAAACAUAAGAGCAUCGGCCAAAGGCGUGUACCGCCAGCGCCAUCAGCUUCAGAACGUACAAGGAGGAGCCCAACAAAGUCGUAUACCAGAUCUCGAGUGAUAGCAAGUGAUGCGUUUUCCGGUGAUGGCAAUAAGUUGAAACAUGUCGCACGCCACGAUGCAUUUGAGCGACAGGUGUUCAAGUUGAAGCUUCGAGAAGCUGAUAUUGACGAGAAGAUGAUUGCUGGUCCGCGUGAUGAGUUUAAUAAUUGGCUUUGCAAUAAUCGCAAAAGAGCUGCUGCCGAGGAGCGAGCACGGCUAAUGGCACAAGAUUUGAAACGUUUUGAAAAAGUCUAUGCGUCAUCGAAUGUGAUGCCGUGCCAGCUAAAGAGAUAUCAAAAUGAUCGUGACUUUGGAUGGCGCGUGGUUCAAUUUAAACGAAAACAGGCAUCACUGGAGGAUCAAAACGACCAGUUGAUGUCGCUGGAAAGAAAAGCUGAUUUGCGGUGUAGACUGGACAGCGAACGAGAGAAGUUGAUUGCAGAAAAUGCUACUUUGUUCCACGCAGUGAUGUUGAGCGAGGACCAAACGUACAAACAGAGGGAAAGAAGAGCAUUUGGUGCGAGUGCCAAUAUCCUCCAAGGUUCAGGACAACGUGCUUUUGGUAUUAAUGUUCAUCAAGGGCAGCCUAGGCUAAAGUAUCGGACAUCGGAUGCGUCGGAUUCAAGUCUUUUCAUGUCUUCAGCCAAUAGUUCGCGUGUUGUUGUGGGCGCCGCUUUGCAGCUGAAGGGGGACAAUGUUCGCAGGACCUAUCCUUGA